CCCCAUGAUGUUCCUAACAGCUGACAGACGGUGAAAGCCACUAGCAGAUCUGUCUGUUGUGUGGAGAGAAGACUCGCUAAACAACGGUCUUAAACCCCACGUCGAGAGACUUUUCAACCACCUCCAUUCAUCGACCAUAUUUACUGGAUUAAAAGAGAAGAAGAUCCCUUCGAUCAGCCUCCAGUUCAGAAGCUGGGGGACAUUCGCUCGGUCAGGUGCUGGGGCUGCUGCAUAUGUCGGAUUUGAUCCAUUGACGCUUCGACUCCAGCCCUCCCAGCCGAGCCCAAAUGCCGAGGAAUGGAUAGUGUGUCUACUAUCGGUGGGAACAUGGUCGAGAGUGGCGAGAAGCCGGAGAGGGACGGUGGCGGAGGGGGCGACGCAGCCAUGGCCGCGCUCCACCAGUGCGAACUGAUCCAGAACAUGAUAGAUAUCUCCAUCUCCAGCUUACAGGGGCUCAGGACCAAAUGCGCCGCGUCCAACGACCUCACGCAGCAAGAAAUCCGCACACUGGAGGUGAAGCUGGUGAAAUACAUCUGUAAACAGCUGCAGUGCAAGCUCAAAGUGCCAGAGACCGAGAGGCCCGACGACCUGGACAGCUAUCCACGCUUGCGAGACUGGCUCCGCACCAUCAACUUACGGCCGGAACUCAUCGAGGCAGUGGAAGCAAAGUUCUCCCUGGAUGCCUUACUGCAGAUGGCAGGAACUCAGGUGAGGGACAUAAUGCGAAGGCUUGGCUUCACUUCCGAAGAAUGUGCCCGACUAAGUGCUGCCCUCUCCUGCCUCAAGAGUGUAACUGAAGCCGGAGGUGAACUGAAGGAAGACAGCACAACUUGGUUGUCUGAGCCCACCAGGAGGGACAGCGGUUCUCUGCUGACUGCAGAUCAGCUUUCUAGCCUUGGAAACCCACUGCGGCCGCUCAGCCCCUCGCCUCUCGCCCGCCCGUCCACCAUCCAUUCUACGCCAUCCACCCCCUGCGCGACUUUUCCUCAUCCCCGCUCCGGCUCGGUGUCAGCGGUUUCCACGCCCGAGGCGCAGACGCCGCACCUCCACGGUGAAAGCCCCCUCACGAGCGCAUUCCCCGUGUCCUUAGCUCGCUCUGGCCGUCUCCAUGGACACACUUCCACACCGCCCGUCACGCCACCAUCCAAGCGGCGACACCGACUGAAGCCUCCGUGCACGCCGCCGCCUCCGUCCCGCAAAGUGCUCCAUCUGCUCCCCAACAUCACCCUCACACGCAGCAAAAGUCACGAAUCGCAGUUGGGCAAUCGCAUCGAAGACCCACUGGCCAACAAAUGUGUCAAAAAGAACAAAAUCCUCUUGAAUAUGCAAGUCAAUGGGAACGGACAUGAGGACACGCCUUGUCGCUACCCCGCUGUUCCUGUACGGACCCCGGGGCUGCCCCCAGCUGCAACCACCAUGCCUUAUACCCUUCCUGGUACACCAACCCUUUUGGAAGAGCAUAGCAUCAUUAAGAAUCACAAACCAGUUCACCGCAGUUCUCCACAAGCUGUGAGGAGAGACAUCGGCCUUGCAGUCACACACAGGUUCUCCACCAAGUCUUGGCUCUCUCAAACAUGUCAAGUGUGUCAGAAGAACAUGAUGUUUGGGGUUAAGUGCAAACAUUGUCGAUUAAAGUGCCACAACAAAUGCACAAAGGAAGCGCCAUCUUGCAGAAUCUCUUUUCUUCCAAUUGCCAAAAUUCGGAGGACAGAGUCUGUGCCAUCUGAUAUCAACAACCCAGUGGAUCGUCCUUCCGAAGCUCCCCAGUUUGGUACGCUACCAAAGGCCCUUACCAAAAAGGAUCAUCCCCCCGUCCUGAACCAGCUCGACUCCAGCAGUAAUCCGUCCUCCACGACCUCGUCCACACCCUCCUCCCCGGCACCUUUCCAGCAGAGUAACCCUCCAAGCGCCACGCCGCCUCCCAACCCAUCGCCCAAAGGCCAUCGGGACAGCCGCUUCAACUUCCCAGCUGCCUGCUACUUUCAGCAUAGACAGCAGUUUAUCUUCCCCGACGUCUCCAGCCCCGCUACUUUACAUACUGAUAUUCUCCAAGACACAGUCAGUGAAAUUGAGCAAUCAGAAGAGGACUUACAUGCUGAUUUGGUUGAAGAUGAAGAUGAGGAGGCAGGGGAGGACAACAUUGAGGUCGAAGAUGAAGACCCCGAACUGGAUGAGGACAAUGAGGAGGAAGAGGAAGAGAUGUGCGAUGACGGGGAGGACGAGGAGGACGGCGAGGAGAUCCAGAUGAACAUGGGCUCCGACGGCGAGUGCGAAGGUGACAAGUUGGACGAUCUGCCCUGCUCGCGGGGGAACCAAUGGAAGGUCCCCAUCUCCCGCAAAGCCAGCCAGACCAGUGUCUACCUGCAAGAAUGGGACAUCCCUUUUGAGCAGCUGGACCUUGGAGAACUCAUAGGAAAGGGCCGCUGGGGCAAGGUGCAUAAAGGUCGGUGGCACGGCGAGGUGGCGAUCCGACUUCUUGAGAUCGAUGGGAACAAUCAGGACCACCUGAAACUCUUUAAAAAGGAAGUGAUGAACUACAGGCAGACCAGACACGAGAAUGUGGUGCUCUUUAUGGGUGCUUGCAUGGCCCCGCCCCACUUGGCCAUCAUCACUAGUUUCUGUAAAGGGAGGACACUGUAUUCCGUUGUGAGAGAUACUAAAAACACUUUGGAUAUUAACAAGACCAGACAAAUCGCCCAGGAGAUUGUCAAGGGAAUGGGAUAUCUGCACGCUAAAGGAAUUGUCCACAAAGACUUGAAGUCAAAGAACGUUUUUCAUGACACCAACAAGGUUGUGAUCACAGACUUUGGCCUUUUUGGGAUUUCAGGUGUCGUUCAGGAAGGGAGGCGUGAGAAUCAACUCAAACUUCCACAUGGUUGGAUUUGUUACCUCGCGCCGGAAAUAGUGCGUAAGAUGAGUCCAGGUAACAACGAGGACCGACUUCCUUUCUCCACUGCGGCGGAUGUGUACGCCUUUGGCACCAUUUGGUACGAGCUCCAAAUAAGAGACUGGCCAAUCAUCAACCAGCCCGUGGAAGCAACCAUCUGGCAGGUGGGCAGUGGAGAAGGUAUUAAAAAUGUCCUGUCAGAGAUCAGCUUGGGAAAGGAGGUCACGGAGAUCCUCUCGGCCUGCUGGGCUUACGACCUGCGGGAGCGGCCCCCUUUCACACAGCUGGCUGACAUGCUGGAGAAGCUACCAAAACUCAACCGCAGGCUCUCUCACCCGGGACACUUCUGGAAGUCAGCAGACGUAUGUGUAACAAGUGUCCCGCAAUGUUCUACUUAUCGUUGAUGGACCAGGAUCCGUUCGAAUGAUUUCCUCAAAAUGAUUGCCAAUAGGAAUAAUCUAGAUUCUAAUUUAUAACAUACAGUGCAUUUAAAUAACAAUGGGCGGUGUUUAGCUCGUCUGCCUCUGUAAUAACUUCAAAAAAAGAAAGUCUUAGGUUUUCUGCACCACAGUUCUGUGGGCCUUUGCACGAAAAGUAAUGUUUUGUAAUUAGAACAAAAAAAAUGGCUUGAAUAUACAAGUAAUAAUUCCGUAUUUGGCCAAAUUCUUUUUUUUGACAUUCGUCCCAAAUUUUUGUGCUUUUUGUGACAGCUCUUACUAAUGCCACAGCAACAGCCCUUUAAUAAAACACAUUAUCCUUUUUUCUGCUUCAUGUACUUGCACUUUUCUUGAGGCAAAAACCACACCAAAGAAAUAAUUUGGAGAUGCACUAAUACAUUAAUAUAAGUGGGAGUUGACUGGCCUGCUUUUCUUCAAAUCUUUCCAACCGGUGCCUUUAACAGGUUGACUAACCGUCUAUUAACGAUGGCUUCUUCUUUUGCUCUGUCUCUUUUGUCUCCUGUCGGCCUCCAGGUUGUAGCGGCAAACAUAAGCAAUGCAACACAAAGCCUGGGUCUGCCUUGCAUGCUCCCGAAUCCUUAUCGCCCACAGGAUUGUUCAAAGCAUUGCCUCGAACGCACUCUACUUACACGCACGCACACACGUCUUUUCUUUCCACUCAGUUGUCUUGUUUGAAGAGAGAGCAUCAGUGGACUGAAGUGUAGCACAUAUUUUCUCCUCCCUUUUCUUUUGGGUUACACUGAGGCUUGUUGUUGUGACCACACCAUUUAGAUAAAGGCACAAAUGCUCGCUCUCUCUCGCUCUCUCUCUCUCUCUCUGACUCGCUCUCUCUCUCUGACUCUCUCUCUCUCUCUCUCUGACACACACACACACACACAGACAACACAACACACACAGGCAGACAGAACAUGAAAUGCACCAAGAAACCCUUAGUCGAUCUCACUUGCGUGAUGUGCCCGAAGCCUCUCAGUUCAUUCAGCUCCAUUUUUAGCAGUGAUUACGUGUGUUUUGCAAAAGGUCCUAUUUUUAUUUACAGGAUGUUUUUUUAUUUUCUGUAAUUUGGUGAACCUACUGUUGCAAUGUUUUGUGGCAUUUGUUUUAAAACAACAACAAAAUUCCAUUCUUUGUUCCAUGCUAAUUUGGUGACCCGUCCCUCCACACAUUUACUCAUUGAUUGCUUAAGCAUUUAAUUACAUAUCCCUCCGCCCAUCCAAUUCAUUCAACAUCGUCCCAGGGAAAGGAAAACAGCACACACUGGAUUUUCUUUUAUUUUUAUUUUUUUUUAAAAGAUGUGAAAAAGUGCACCUUAUAAAAAUAUUAGUUAUUUCAAGCAGCUAAGUGGGAAAAAAAUUGGGAACCUGAAAAAGUGUCCUAUCUUCCUUAAACAUUUCUCUUGUUUUUUUUUGCUGCGUGUGAGUGUGGAACAUGCUGGAUUAAUUAGUUUAGUGUCGCAAAUCUGUUGGUAAGUACUGUAAAUACAUUAUUUAAUGUACAGCAAUUUAUGAGGAUCCUACAUUUGUACAAACAUUUUCUAUGUAAAAGGCAUCACCACAUUUGGGGGAAUACGGCCUGCUUCUGCCGAUACAGAUGUGUAUAUAUAUUUAUAUUUUUGUCAUGUAUAAAGACUGUACAGUUUUUUCUAAAUGGGCCAAUACAUGUUUUUUUAUUUUAUGUUGUAAAAAUUCAUAUUUUUGUAUUGCAUGUGAAGUCAUUCUGUACACGCAGGUUCUGUUUUCAUCCAUUGGAAGACAAUAAAAUGAGGCUCGUCAUGUAA
This is a messenger RNA of Syngnathus acus (greater pipefish), 5119 nucleotides long. RefSeq names its product kinase suppressor of ras 1a (gene ksr1a). Gene Ontology annotation, molecular function: protein kinase activity; ATP binding. Gene Ontology annotation, biological process: protein phosphorylation. NCBI's taxonomy places the organism in Eukaryota, Metazoa, Chordata, Actinopteri, Syngnathiformes, Syngnathidae. Bases 298 to 3291 code for a protein of 997 amino acids. The record is from RefSeq and is a predicted model, not a curated record. The transcript has 21 exons.